Molecule: messenger RNA, 1286 nt
Organism: Lingula anatina
Lineage: Eukaryota; Metazoa; Brachiopoda; Lingulata; Lingulida; Lingulidae
Biological process (GO): regulation of DNA-templated transcription
Molecular function (GO): DNA binding; protein dimerization activity
Source: RefSeq, a predicted model, not a curated record
UGUAUGUGGCUGAUAUAAAGGGAAACUUAAUUCCUACAGAUGACAGAAUACCUGUACAUUCAAACAGACAACACAUAUCUUCGCUCUCUAACGGAAUCUUACUCAAUUCAAGGAUUUAUUUCAACAUGAGCGUGCUCAUAGAAAAGACCAGCGACACCGACAUGCAGAGAAACCAUAGAAAGAUUACAAAGCCUCUGAUGGAGCGCAAACGCCGAGCCCGCAUCAACGCCAGCCUAACAGAACUUAAGACUCUCCUCCACGACGUCAUUAUCAGAGAGAGAUACAACCAUUGUAAACUGGAGAAGGCCGACAUUUUGGAGCUCGCUGUGAGACACCUCAACGACAUUAACAGAAGGCAUGUUUAUGCUGCCGGUGCCUUCCAUCCUUCCGUCAUGGACAAAUACAAAGCCGGCUACAAGGAGUGUAUCAGUGAGGUGUCCAGAUAUCUUGCCAACACAGACGGUGUAGACGCCGAGAUGCGAGUGCGCAUGCUUAACUUCCUGGCCAACAGAAUGCAGGGAUCAUCUUCAGACAUCCCAGCCAACAUGUCUGGUAGUAUUCAACAGAUGCCAACAGCGGGACAGACAGAGCAGAGGCUCACCGCCCCUCCCCCCGUCGCCCUCGUGGCAGGAGUGGUGUCCCCACACUGUGUGAGAAGAAAUGAGUUUAUCAUGAAAUCUGAGCCAGUGUCUCCUGUAUCCUCCGCGCCUAGUUCGCCCAGUGGAAGCACGUCCUCUUGUCCAAACAGUCCUAUUGUUGGGUCGCCAUACGCCACAAACGGACAGUUUAAUUUUAAGUUGGACACUUGCAAAGGGUUCUUCACGACGCCCGCAGCAGUGUCUGUUGUCACUCCGCCGGAAGUGUAUGACCCUCUUGCGCGUGCGCAGGUUAUCGAAUGUGUCAAAAAUGAACUGUACACCCCAGGGCCGGAGAAGAGACAGCGAGAUAGAUUUGUGUGGCGUCCAUGGUGAACAGCUUUAUUCAGACUUUAACUGACUUAACAUAUGCCAAAUGUAAUGUUCUUAAAACACGUUUUAAAAGCGAACUAAAGGGAAUACGUUUUCAGAUUAUAUGGGUGUCUUGGGCUGAGACAAAUGGGGUUUUUAUUUUUGUAUUUAUGUUUGUGCUCUUAAUGAUCUCAACUUUAGUGAACUUUGUUUUUUAUGGACAGAUAAGGAUUUGAGUUAAUACUGGUCCUUGGUUACGAUAAUUGAGGGAUAUUUGUUUUCACUUACGGGUGGUUUUGCUUUCGCACCAAAGAAUAAAUGCCAAAAAUGUCAUCAUAA